AAAGUAUUUAGUAAGUUUAAUUUUGAAAAUUCGGCGUCAAAGGUCAAAUUUAAUUUGUGAAAUAGCUUGCGUUUGAUAAAUAAAGGACUCGCUCGCUGUCACAUCUCGUGUAACUGUAAAAGAAAUAUCCGAAUUAUCUGUAUCUAAAUUUAAUAAGUUGUCGGUAACCAAACAAUGCUAAAAUGUUGGAUCUUCAAGUGUACGGUGUUAUUUUGAUAGUUGUUCUCUUUUCAUUGGGCUCCAUCCUGUUGAUCAGCAAAUUGCCGCGUGGCAAGACCUUUGACGAAAUGUUGGAGGAACAGCGGCAAUUCAAGGCCCAACUGCUAGCUGCCUCGAGCCAAAGCGAGAAGGCCGCUAGCGGCAACAAAAAGGACAACAACAAGAACAACAAUAACAAAAAGGGAAAGAAUCAGCAGAAAAAGGGAGGAGGCAAAAAGUCACCAGCGGUUGUGAAUAAGCCGAAACAGGAAACUGAAGAAUCGGCUGCAGAGGUUGAAAGUGAUACGGAUUCAGAUCGCUCGGGACCCGAAACAUCGCCAAUACAUACGAACAAGAGCAAGAGAGACGUCAAUGUGGACUUUAUUGAGACUGAAGCAUUUCCACUUGCUGAUCAUAUUCCAGCCAAAAACGCCAACAAAGGCAAGAAGAAUAAGAAGGGCGGAAUUUUGGUCAACAAAUCCGAGCACCCAUUGGUCAGUUCCGAAAUGGUUGCGGAAGAGGCCAAUCAUUUUGUUGAGCUACAUCCCAGGGAUGCCGUAGAAAUUCAUCGUUUGCAAAGUUUGGAGGAGGCUAACGAGGCAACGUUGCACAAAAAUACGCGCAACUUCAAGGAUAAGAAAGGUCGCAAAUACACUCCACCAAUCUCUCCAGUCAACCAAAUUAAGGACAACAAGUUGGCCGAAGAAGCCGAAUCUACUGCAAUUGCCGAACAACCAGCACCAGUUAAAGAAAAGCACUCCAAGAAAAAGAAGGCUGAAUCUGUUGCCGCAGCAGUCCAUGUCCCUUCCAAGGACACGAGCGAUUUCCAUCAUCAACAAUUCGACGAAGACACUGUUCGUACAGUUUUGAAGACUUUGCGUAGCGCCGAAUUGACACGCAACGAAAUCCAAAUCUUGAUUGAUUUUUUGCUGAACAAGCAACAUGAUACCACAGCAAAAGAUCCCACUGAAUGGACUGAAGGCAAGUCUGAUGUCAUGCAAAAGUUGAAGAAGCAACUACAAGAGAAAGAAAAGCAAUUGUUGGACGAGCAGGAGGCUUCCAAUGCCUUCCAAGCGAAACUACGGGAAUUGCGCUCAGAGAUCAAUGCUGAAAAGUCCAACUUCAAUGCGACCAUUAAGCAUCACAUUGAAGAGCUGAACAACAAGAAGAAAGAAUUGCAAAACAUCUCGUCAGAGCUUCAUUACUCUAAAGAAAAACAUAAUGCAGAAAAGGUGGCUUUGAGUCAACAAUUGCAACAAUUACAGUCCAAAUUUAUGCAAAUGAAGGGCGAAACUGGCGCAUCACAAGAAGCCAUUCAAAAGUACCAACAACUUGCCGUCCAACAUGAACAACUAAAACAGGAACUCAUCGACCGCAAUACCGUUCUUGCAGAACUGCAACGCCGCGAGAAUGAGCAACGUCAAUUUGUCGAUGGCUUGCAAAAAACUCUGGCUGAUCGCGAACAGAAAAUCGGAGAAUUCGAUAGGGUCUGCAAACAGAAAGACGAACAGUUGAAAUUCCUCGACAGUAAGUCGCACCAAGAGCAACAAGUACUACGUGCUGAACUGGAAAAACAACGACUAGCACUAGAGCAACUAAAACACCAAUUGGCUGAGGCCCAGUCCAAAACCGCUAACCUAAAUCACUUGGAUGACGCAAGCAAAGUUGAGAUGAAAAAUCUGCAAAAUGCCUUAGAUUCGUCACGCAAAGAAUUGAAUAGCUAUAAGACACAAUACCAAGAAGCAACGCAAGAGCUCAACGAUCUUAAGCAGAAAUCAGAUAAGACGUCCUCAGAAACAGUAGUACAGAUUACUGAAAUGAAAACUAUUAUUGGAAACUUGAAAACAAACUUGAUUGAAAAAGAAAACAAACUUGAUGAAUACGAAACGCUAAUAAAGCGACUAAAGCACGAAGAAGACGUUUUGCGCAGCGAGUUAGACGAACAAAAGACGAAAAACAAUGAUUUACGAACGAAGAACUGGAAACUAAUUGAAGCGUUACAAGCUGCUCAAAAUAGUUAUAAGAGUCCUAGUAGAAAUAAUCAAGUUGAUUCUGCAACACGGGCAGCUGAAACAAAUAUCGAACAAAUUAUUGCCGACGAACAGAAUCGAACGAAGGAGACGUUAGUAAAACUCAUACCGGAAUUGCCAUCUAAUGGUCCAACAGAAUUCAACAAAUGGUUAGAGUUUACAACUAGUUUCCUUAAGAAAAAAUUAGCAGCAUCUACACAAAAUAGUAGUAGUAAUAGUAGUAAAGUAAAUAAUUCUCACAUGAAUGGAAAUGAAUCAAUUAGUAGCAGCACUUUUUCAAGUGAUACCAAUAACUGUAGUGAGGCAUUGUUGUUGCAGAAUGCUCAAUUGCAAAAAUCAUUAGAUGACUACAAAAAUAUUGUUGCUGAUACGGAAAAAGUCUUACGAAACCUUGAGGCCAAAGUAACCGAAAGGGAUUCAUAUUGGCAGGCGGUAGUUCAAUCAAAGGAAGACGAGAUUUUGAUCCUCAAAAAUACUGCACAAUCAUGAGCUGGUCUUCUCCAUAAUGAAAAUUAGACAUCUGAUAAAAUUAUAAGUAAAAUUAAAUCACUAUUAUUAUUAUUAAAGUAACUAUCAACCGUAAUAAAUGUUUAAUUACAAUGGAAUAGCUAAUAAUAGGAAACAAUUCAAGCUAAUUUAAGAAUAAAGUGCAUAUAACUUGUAACCGUCAUUUAAAAUUAAAAGAAAAAAACUACCUAAACCUACCUAUUUAUAUUUUAUAAAAAAUACUUUACAAUCAAUAUUAAAGAACAAAUACAAAAAGUUAUUAUUUUCAAGACAUUUGAACUUUAUAUGUUUAAAAUUUAUAUGUUAAAAUCGGUAAUAUUAGCAGUGAGAACAAAUAAAAUAUGUUUCUUUUAAUUACACUACCCCAUAAUAAUAUACAUGUAAUAAAUUAAUAUAAAAGGAUAAACAAAAGGACAGCACAUAAUAAUUCCUAUACUUACAAACUUCAGUAUUUUCUCAACAUUUAUCUGCCCAAGUGCUAAAUACAGUUUCCCUCACUCAAUAUGAAAAAGCUAUUAUUAUAUGUAGGUAAAAAUAAGAAAUUUUUUAAAAAUGCCCAUCGUUUUAUAUACUCAAAAGUAAAUUCUAUGAAGUAUCAACACUACUUAACUAGAAGAAAAAAAAAACAAUACAAAAAUCUAUUUCGCAAUGAUAAUUCAAAAGUGAUAAGAAAUAAGACCUUAUAUUUUUUCCUGCUUAAAUCUCUUACUUAUCUUUUCUCAUUUACAUCAAAUAAGCGUGCAAUAAAUGUAAAAUGCAUACCUAUAUAUAACCAUUAAUGAGAAACUGAAAAAUAAAUUAUUACAUUAACAGAAACAUGAGGUAAACUCUAGUACGUAUUGUACAUAACAAAGACAACUAAAAUACAGCAAAUAAGAUGGCUAACUUGAUGAAAAUGAUAAAGAUGCAAGUAAAACAGUUAAAUUAAAUUCCAUUAAUAUCAUAUUCGUGGAGAGAAUAACAAACGAAAAUAAAUAAGAGAAAUGCAUAAAUAUGUAACGGACAUUAUUAAAGUAGAAAAGAAACUGAUUAAUAAAAAAAAUAAAUAAAAAAACAAUAUUUAAAUA
Culicoides brevitarsis is the source of this 3802-nucleotide messenger RNA. RefSeq names its product ribosome-binding protein 1 (gene alt). The coding region runs from base 183 to 2717 and encodes 844 amino acids. The transcript has 8 exons. Gene Ontology annotation, cellular component: endoplasmic reticulum membrane. NCBI's taxonomy places the organism in Eukaryota, Metazoa, Arthropoda, Insecta, Diptera, Ceratopogonidae. The record is from RefSeq and is a predicted model, not a curated record.